Rhododendron vialii is the source of this 2709-nucleotide messenger RNA. RefSeq names its product putative late blight resistance protein homolog R1B-8. Gene Ontology annotation, biological process: defense response to other organism. The transcript has 3 exons. The record is from RefSeq and is a predicted model, not a curated record. Bases 1 to 2709 code for a protein of 902 amino acids. NCBI's taxonomy places the organism in Eukaryota, Viridiplantae, Streptophyta, Magnoliopsida, Ericales, Ericaceae. Gene Ontology annotation, molecular function: ADP binding.
AUGGAAGUGAAAUUUCAGCCUUUGGCUAGUUCCUAUUGCGACUCUUAUCCCGUGGGUGAAUUCCAUAGGGUGGCGAGUGUGAUACUUCUAAGUUCUCACUUGUAUUACCUUCUCAAAUCCAUAUUUCCGACAUCAGCUAAUCAUGCCCCUUAUCUUCGUCAACAUGAGGAUUGUUUUCCCUCUGUCCUUCGAUGUGUCAAAAAGAUGUUCAAGACUCGUCAGGAUCAUCUUUCCCUUGACCUUAAAAGUGUCAAAAAGAAGAUCAAGAUUCUUACAACUGGCGUAAAGCAGAUUUACGAUGAGAAUAUGUGUGACAUUAAUGGAGUAGCAGGCAAAAAACUCGAGCACCCUUUUUCCAAAACCGAAGGAGGUUCAAGUUCAUCUGGAGAGAGCAACACAUCCAAAGUGGCAGAAGAGAAGGUGGUGGUUGGUUUCAAGGAGAAGGUAGAGACAUUAAUGGGAAUGCUUCUCGACAAUGGAGAAGGUGGCCGACUGGAGAUAAUAUCAAUCGUUGGUGCAGCUGGAGGUGGCAAAACCACUUUGGCCAGAGAAGUAUAUGAUCAUCCUUUGACGUCACAUACCUUUGAAAUUCGUGCAUGGGUCAAUGUUUCUCAAGAUUAUGAUAAGACUAUGAAGAGAAAUUUGUUGACUCGUAUUCUGGAACAAGCUUCCCCAACAAAUCAUGGAGAUGACAAGAAGAGUACAGAAGAUAAAUUGGGAGAAGGCACUUCCCCGAAAAAACUUGGAGAAGAAGAGAAGAUUAGUGAGGAUGAAUUGGGAGAAAAAACAUACAUAUGCUUGAAGGGUAAGAAAUAUCUCAUUGUCAUGGAUGACAUAUGGGGCAUUCAAGCCUGGAAUGAUAUCCAAAGAUCACUUCCUAAGGAAUGCAAUGGCAGCAAAGUGUUGUUCACUAGUCGACUACUUGUCGAACCUAAUGGCAUCCAUUCCGUCCCUCAUCGUUUGGCUCCUUUACCAAAAAGUUGCAGUUGGGAGUUGUUACAAAAGAAGGUAUUCGGGAAGAAAUGUUGCCCACCAGAGUUGGUUGGCAUUGGUGAGCAUAUAGCAGAAAAAUGUGAAGGACUACCACUCGCAAUUGUCGCAAUAGCUGGCAUUCUGGCAGUGGAAGACAAGACACUCGACAUGUGGAAGGAUGUUUCCAAAUGUUUAAGUUCUAUCAUUGCCAAAAACCAAGACGGUUGCAUGGAGAUACUAGAACUUAGUUACACUCACCUGCCUCUUCAUUUGAAAGCGUGUUUUGUUUAUAUUGGAGGAUUCCCUGAAGAUUCUGAAAUCAUCGUACGCGAGUUGAUUUGGUUAUGGAUUGCGGAGGGAUUUAUUCAGCAAGGUGAAUGUGAUAAAAGCUUGGAGGACAUAGCAAAAGAUUACUUAAGCAGUCUUAUUGAUAGAAGUCUGGUAAUGGUAGCUAGGAAAAGGUCCUUUGGAGGAAUUAAAACAUGUCGUAUCCAUGAUCUUCUGCGUGAAUUAUGCUUGAAAAAAGCUGAGGAGGAUAAUUUCCUUAUGCAAAGUUACGAGAAUGAUACUUUUUCACCUUCUUCUGCACCUAAGUAUCGUCGGCUCUUCACUGGCAGCCAGAUCUUUUAUGAGUAUUCCUUCAAACAUUGUCUUUCAAACCUUCGUUCUUUUCUGUGCCUCAGCUUAAAAUUUAAACCCCAACUGGCAUUCUUCUUUGUUGAAAAUCUUGAACUUCUCAGGGUGUUGCAUUUAAAUUUCCCUGUUGAUGGAUACCACGGUUAUAUUCGAAGAGGACGUCUAGUUCAUUUGAGAUACUUGGCACAUCGGUUACCAAGUGACACAUUGGAUUUUGUAUCGCCAUUUUCCUACCUCUUCAACCUAGAAACCCUUAACCUCAAACAUUGGCCAAAACGUUGGUCAAACUUGGAUUGGAAAACCAUUCUGUUGCCUCGCGAUAUAUUUAAGAUGGUUAAGUUGAGGCAUCUACAUGCUAAAAGAGGGGUAUUCAAAUAUCAUCUUAGCUGCCUUUAUCCUUACAUAGAAGAUGGAAUUGAUUUUGACCGUUCGUCCAAGUUGGAUAGUCUACAGACAUUGCAUUCAAUAUGUCCUUGUGAGGAGUGCCGAAAUUUCUUGGUAAGCACUCCCAAUCUUAGGAAGCUAGGAUUUUAUGGAGAUCUAAUAUCCAAUGAUUAUGUAAUGAAGCUCCCCGACCUAGAGUUCUUGAAAUGCCUUGAGACACUCAGCUUUAAACACUGCGGUCGUUUGAACAAGGCAACUACCUUUCCGCCAAUGUUGAAGUUUCCUGUGACUGUUACACGGCUAACUUUGGAGAAUACGGGCUUAAUGUGGGAGGAGCUAUCAAUCCUCCAAACCUUGCCGAGCCUUGAGGCUCUCAGAUUAUCAAGGGCGGCCUGUCAUGGACAAAUUUGGGACACAAGUGAACUUGAGGAGGGAUUCUCUCAACUCAAGUACUUGAGGUUACAAGAUCUUGACAUCGAAGAAUGGAAUGCUUCCGAAGAUCAAUUUCCGAGACUUGAGGUCUUAGUUGUUAAAUAUUGCAGAAGUCUAAAGCGGAUCCCGAUUGAGUUUGCUAAUCUAUAUGAACUUCGCAAAAUUGAGGUAAUGUGGAGCCGUUGCUCUGUGGAGUAUUCGGCCAAGGAGAUUCAGGAAGAGCAAAAAUAUACAAGAGGAGAUAUUGAGUGCAUGAAUCUCUUGGCCAUAUCUAAUGUUUUGUAG